Messenger RNA from Daphnia magna, 1428 nucleotides. RefSeq lists its product as uncharacterized. The coding region runs from base 384 to 1235 and encodes 283 amino acids. The record is from RefSeq and is a predicted model, not a curated record. The transcript is spliced from 5 exons. NCBI's taxonomy places the organism in Eukaryota, Metazoa, Arthropoda, Branchiopoda, Diplostraca, Daphniidae.
CUAAAAUUCUGUUUAUGAAAUUCAGGAAAAACGUUUAAUACUUGUAUGGCUCGGGAUCAUCGGUAUGGCCGUGUAGACAAUCUUUGCAACGUUUUAGAAACACAUGACAUUUGGCGAUUUGUGGAGAAAACAGACAGAUUCGUGUUUUUCCUUAAGGAGAAGCUUGAAGAUGGUCUUUCCACCUGGUGAAACGGUGCCGCAAUAUCUAUCUGUUCAUCAAACGAAUUUAUCACUUUCGGAGGCGAGCGUGGAUGUAGUAAAUUUCACGACACGCGACGCAAGUGAACAGGACAUGGGUGUAUAUAAAGGUAGCUACCUUCGUUCAGCAAGGCACCCACUGGAACAUCAACCACGAGCAGACAAACAACCAAACAUUCUCAAAGAUGAAAUUGGUAUUGCUAUUAUCGGCUCUUGUGGUUAUGUCCCACCAGCAAUUUCAAUACCGAACAAAGCCGAGGGGACUUUUUUGGUUGUCACCUUAUUCGCCACAGCGAGUCAUCAGCAAUUAUCAGCCAGCACAAAUCUAUAACGACUAUUACCUCCAAAAUGAAAUCCCUUACCCGAUCAACUCCAGGCCGUCUACGCGAAUCGGUGAAAUCGUCUCCUACUUCAAGAAUGAAGAGUCGAAUCCGGACGUCAUCAUUUCUAGCGCAGAAAGCCUAAAUAACGAUGAUGAAGAUAUCGAAUCCUGGGGUCCAACCCAGGCGAGGAUCAAAUUUUAUCAACAGCAGCAGAAUGGGGGGCGAUUUUUCGGCAGUUCCACCAUUAACAAUCCUUUCGUAAAGACAGCUACGUUUACUAUUUCGUCGACUGUAACAACAGUUGGAUCCAUCGUCACUUGCGUGCCAGCCAACAAUUUGGCGGCUGUUCCUGCACCGACUUGCGCUGGACGCAAGAGACGUUCUGACGACGACGAAACCGAACAAUUUCCAAUAGUUCCGACAGAAACCCUCUCGUUGGUGCCAACGGCUGUCCCAGGAGAAUCUCGUCAACUGCCCAACAUCGAUCACGAGGACACUCACACUGUCAUCUCGUCUAAAGAUGAAUUUUUGCCAGCUGAAUUGUCAGAGAAUAAUUCGAGAGAGAAACGAUUUUUCGGAGGUGGCAUAGCAGCAACGAAAACGGUGACAUCUUACUCAUUUGUGGGGGCAACCCUGACCAAUACGGUCUUACUCGAUCCAACAGGAAUGAUGGUUGCUGUUUGUUUACCAGCUGGCUAUGUCGUCUGUGCUUAAUUACGCCUGACACUUGCUAGACUUUAUCUAUCAGCUUUUCUGUCAAGUGGUUCUUGACGCAUUUAUUUUUACAGCUUUUUCACAUUUCUGGCUUUUUAGUGUCAUUAGCAUUUUUUUAAACCGCAUUAUAAUUUUAUAUAUCUUGUGAUACUGAAGGUUUUGGAUGUGGGUCAAAUAGACGAUCUUAGAAGCA